AUGUCGAAAUGCGCCCAUCUGGACCAGAUGCGUCAGGGGUCCAACCUUGUCGUGGACCUGAUCCAGUGCAGGAGCUGCGGGGAGAUCCUGUUCAAGCACCACUUCGCGAAGACGAGCGACCAGAUGCUACUCCAGUGUGUUCGCUCCCGGCAGUAUAUCCACCGCCUGGAGACCACGGGUACGGCCCAGCCCGUGGCGCCCAGGAUGAACCAGUCGAGCUCCUCGGACAGCGAGGCCACGGCGACGACAACGGCGCCAACGUCAAUGCCUCCACCGAGCCCUCCAGGGGCCACCAAGAAGUUGCCCGAGCGCCUGUCGGCCGAGGUCAUUCGGAAGCUCACGGACACGGAGGUGCAGCAGAUCAUCGAGAGCGAGAGGAUCCAGAUCCGCCAGGAGGAGCAGCAGCGCCUCGCGAAGGAGAUCCUCCAGCAGGGCCUCAUCGACACGCCGACGGACCCGACGGAGGUGGACGACAGGGCCAGGCCGAGCAAGAGGCUGGGCGUCAGCCAGAUGCCCAAGGCCGAGUCGAUUCCCGUGCCAGAGGCAGCCGAGACCUAUGGCAGGCUGGACCUCGCAGAAGUGGCCUGUGUGUCCGACUCCAGGCUCACGCACGCGAUGAUCGAGCAAGGAGGCAAGGCCGAGAGAUUCAGCAACUGGAACGGGUAUGACUUCUCCACCAGGUCGGGUGCAGAGAAGCUCGUGAAGGCUUUGCGGGUCAAGAGGCCUCGAAGAGUUUGGUUUUCCCCACCGGUCGGAGCAGAGUGCCCAUGGCAGAAUCUGAACCCCGUAACGGCGGAGUCGGAGAAGAAGCUGAUCAAGACCAGACGUAUCCAGCGGAACGUCAAAUGGGCUAUCGGUCAGCUGCUGAACGAGGGUUUCUGCGACAUAUACCUCGAGCAGUCGGGACGCUGCAGGUCGUGGACAGGCAACUUCAAGGAGCUCAAGGAGUCCAUGCAUGGCUGCAGGAUUCACGGGUGCAUGCAUGAUAUGAGAGACGAGCAGAGCGGUCUCCUCAUACGCAAGGACUGGCACAUCGCGACCACUGACCCGCAGUUUGAGAAGAAGGUUGGGAGGACCUGCCCUGACUUGCAUCUGCAUAUGCCGCUGGAAGGCGGCACGAGGGUGGCACUGUCGGCGAAUUAUCCCGUGAACCUGUGCCGGAGGAUCGCCCAGCACUUCAUGACCAGAGCCACCUCGGACGAGGCCCUCGCCUAUCUGCUGCAGGCCCACCGCGAGUUGGACGACGAGCUGUGUGCAGCGGGCUACAGGCGCUUGCGGGAGAAGCGGCCCGCCUCUCUCCCGAGAGUCAAGGAGAAAGCGCAGGCGGUCAAGUACCAGCUCCUGAUCCUGACGAAGCUGGAGAUGCUCAAGUCCCUCCAGAAGGCGAGGAGUGUCCAGAACUGUACCAAGGCAGAGUUGCGCGAGCUGGAGGCCAUCAUCGCACACAUCCAUCGGAAUUUCGGACACUGCAGUAUGAGCACGGUCAGCGCCGCCCUCAAGUCUCGCAAGGCGGACCAGAAGCUCAUCGACCUUUGCAGCCACUACGAGUGUCCGGCCUGUAAGGCAGCUCAAAGGUUUCAGAUGCGACCUAUUGCCAGCUCAGAACCAACGUUACCCGCUCCUGGUACCGAGAUGGGUUGCGACAAUUUCUAUUGGACACAUCCUCGACGAGCCUACCAAAUACGUGGGACCCUCCGUGCAGACUAUGGCAGCCGCUUUACCCAGACGUCGAUUCACUGUCAGAAGGGGGUCGAGGAGCAUUGCGGCAACACCACCGCGAAGGAGAUGAAGGAGGUAGUGCUGAAGGACUGGAUCCACCACUACGGCAAGCCGGAGGUUUUCAGGACAGAUCCCGAGGGUUGCUUCAAGCAGGUCGAGCAGCGCGCCUGGGUCUCGGGUAACGGCAUGGAGUGGAAACCGGAACCCGGAGAAGCUCACUGGCGAAUGGGAGUGAUCGAAAGGUGCAUCGAGACCGUCAAGGAAAUCGCCACUCGCCUCGCCUGGGAGCUACCAGACGACACAGAUCCCGCGGACAUCUUUCGCUGGGCUUGCGUGGCCAACAACGACCUGAUGCGACACCAAGGCUACAGCCCGAUGAUGCUCAUGAUGGGUCGCACCCCGUCGGGGCAAGGCCUGGAGCAAGUGGAGAAUCCUUCGGUCCUGAGCGCAAAUGUGGUGGACAAACACUUCCAGGAGGUCACGCGCAUCAAGGCGGCUGCCUACAAGGCGUGCGUGGACCACUACCUGUCGGAGAAGACGAAGCGUGCCCUGCUGGCCAAGACGAGGCCGUUCAAGACAUGGGAGCCUGGUGAGAUGGCACACUACUGGCGAGGUGCGAAGGGUAACAGUCACAAGACUCGACCAGGUAUCGCUGGUCGAUUUCACGGUCCCGCCACUGUCUUGAUGCAGGAGCGCGAGAUGAAGAACGGAGUUGCGGUGCGUCGAGGAGUUGUCUGGCUUGUUGACGGUGACCGUCUCGUACGAGCAGCGGCCACUCACCUCCGCACGACUACGAAAGCGGAGCGGACCCUGGAGAGCAUCUCCGCAGGGAGCUCCGACCACUUCAAGAAGAUUCUUCAGGAGUUGACGAAGGGUGCUUACGACGAUGUGGUGGAUCAGCCUGGCCCGGGAGAAUGGGACGAUAUUCCAGAAGGGGCCGCGCCUGAGGUCUCACCGCCUCCUAUGCCCGCUCAGAAUCCAGCUGAACCAGCACCGACGCCGACCAGAGACCAGAUCGACGAGAGCGAGCCACCACCAGAAGGUUACAACAAGCGGGAAGCCAGUAAGGAACCUUCUGAAGAUCCAGAUCCCAAGAGACAUCGCGCCGACUUUGCUGGGUACGUGGGCCAUCUGUGCCAGAAGGCGCCGACGCUUGUUAUGCCCGAGCUCGGUCGUGCCGAGCCCGAAUCUGACGGCAGUGCGACGUGGGUCUCACCCUGGGAGUAUGAUCAGAAGACGAAGGCUUCCGACCUGGUGGGCUUCGUGGGCGAGGACGAGCCGAACCUCGCGAUCAUGAUCGGCUUCGCGCUGGAGGAGUCGGAUAUGGAUCAACUCAGCCGGAGGCCUGACAAGGCCCUCGCCGCGAUGGUCAAGCAGAACAAGGUCGAGGUGAAGCUCAAGAACCUUACGGCAGAGGACCGUGAGAAGCUCCCGAUCGCGAAGGGUAACGAGAUCAAGUCUUUCCUCAAGUAUCGAGUCUGCGAGGCAGCCAGUCGUGCAGGAGUACACCCUGGCGCCCUGAUGAAGAUGAGAUGGGUCAUUACAAGGAAAGAGACGGGCGACCUUAAGGCUUUCCUGGGCGUCUCCGCCUCGAUGGGCUUUCAGGUCUCCAAGGGUGACGUCAAGGCAGCUUUCCUACAAGGACAGCUCAUAGGUCUGGCCGUAGCCCACGUGGACGACCUCAUGAUUGCGAUUGACCAGCACUCGGACCUUGCAGUGGACGCCCUCCAGCAGCUCCAUCCUACGCAGGGCGUGCCCCUCAUCGGGGCAGAGCUGUCACUGCUGCUGGCUUACAGUAAUUCCGCCACGGUGAAUACUCUCCUGCAGGCCAACAAGCUCAUCAGGCGCACCAAGUUCGAGGCGACCAAAGAGCUCAUCAUGGAGAAGCACGCGAAUCCGUGUGUGGUCGGCUAUUCGGACGCAGCCUGGAAUGUUCGACGUGAUGGUUCUUCACAGGGUGGUUUCUUGAUCUUUCUGACCGACUAUACCUUGAUGCAGAACCGAGAGGCGCCGAUCUCUCUGCUGGCUUGGGCAUCGGCGAAGUUGCCGAGAGUGUGUCGGAGCUCGAGCGCGGCCGAGGUACAAGCCGCCAGUGAAGCUCAAGAGGAGCUGGAGUUUUGUAGGCUGCUGCUGAGCGAGAUCCUGCUAGGACCCGCGCCUCUCAAGCAGUGGACUUCAAGCUGUGCGAAGAUUCCUGGCGCUCUGGUCCUGGACUGCCGCGGCGUGUUCGAUGCUCUGGAUCGGUCCGAGAGCAGCGCCCUCGGCAUGAAAGACAAGAGGAGCGCGCUGGAGGCCCUGGCCCUCAAGAGCGGCAUGGCCGCCACAUCCACAUCCCUGAGGUGGUGUCACAGUGGUGCGCAGCUGAGCGAUUGUAUGACCAAGAACUCGGAGAAGGCUCGCGCCAGCUACAACCUUUGGCAGCAGCGAGGCACCUGGAAGUUGAUAUACGACGCUAAUUUUAUUUCCGAGAAGCAGAGAAGACAGCGAGGACUGCAGACACUAGACCAGGCCACAUAUUUCGCAGUUGAUGACGACGAUGCCUGGCAGUUGUACCCGGAGGAUUUGGAGAUCGAGGAAGAGGCAGAUAUUCCCCAAGACUUUCGUCUUCCGGAAGCGGUGAGCGUGAUGAGACAUGAUGCUACCUCCGUGCAGUAG
Molecule: messenger RNA, 4374 nt
Organism: Prorocentrum cordatum
Lineage: Eukaryota; Dinophyceae; Prorocentrales; Prorocentraceae
Source: the annotation of a GenBank genome assembly